This is a messenger RNA of Lathyrus oleraceus (garden pea), 1582 nucleotides long. RefSeq names its product WAT1-related protein At1g25270. The transcript is spliced from 7 exons. Gene Ontology annotation, cellular component: membrane. Gene Ontology annotation, molecular function: transmembrane transporter activity. The record is from RefSeq and is a predicted model, not a curated record. The coding region runs from base 353 to 1069 and encodes 238 amino acids. Lineage: Eukaryota; Viridiplantae; Streptophyta; Magnoliopsida; Fabales; Fabaceae.
GUUCUGCUACAAUUAGUUGGAACUUAAAUUGGAGUGAGUUCAGUUGGUGUAGUUAGUUGGUGAAGUAGAACUCAAUGGAUGAAAAAGGUCUGUUAGGAGUUAGUGUUUGAGAUGUUAGAAAAAAUUUAUGAUAUGUUGGUGUGAGUGGGUUACUUAGGCGCUAGCACUGUCAGUAGGGUAAUUAGAUUGUUGGAAGGUUAGUUUGAUAGAUUGAAUGGUUAGAAGAAAGUUAGGAUGUGUUGAUUUGGUGAAUGGAAAUGUAAAUUGCAGGUUAUAUGCCUUUUGAGUUGAAUGUUAUGGAGUUGCAAUGCAAACUAGAUUGCUUGAAUCAUAGCAGCAGAGCACCUACAUAAUGGUAGCAAAUGAUGGAUCAAGCUUAAGUGUUCUCAUUGUUUAUAGAUUUGUAUUUUCUACUGCUUUCACUGUGCCAUUUGUUUUCUUCUUUGAAAGGAAAAGUGUGCAAAAUUUGACUGGAAAGGUGCUAUUCCAAGCUUUUCUUUGUGGAUUAUUUGGGGGAUCAUUACAACAAAACUUGUAUAUUAAAUCUUUGGCUUUGGUAUCUGCAACAUAUACUAUAACCAUGUUAAACCUCAUUCCUGCCAUUACCUAUGUCCUGGCUGUUUCUCUAAGAAUGGAGAAGCCAAAUCUUGGAACACCGGCUGGGAAAGCGAAGUUGAUGGGAACAUUAAGUGGAAUUGGUGGUGCAAUGAUCCUAACUUUAUAUGAAGGCAAAAGAUUAUUUAACUUAUCAUUGCACAUUGACUUGCUGCAAAAUGCUACAUCAACCACACAUCAUUCCCCUACUGGUUCUCAUGUUUGGGGACUCAUGCUAGCUUUAGGCACUGCUCUCAGUUUCUCAUUAUGGUUUAUAACACAGGGUGAAGAUAUUUGUGAUGCUGUAAUUAGAGAAGUGAAGGAAGAGACAGGGGUUGAAACAAAGGCACAUAUGGUACUUGUUGCAUUCUCAAGUUCGUUAAACAGUCAGGACAGCUGCUCCUUUGCAGGAACUGGCAUCCAAACAUGUGAUGGCAGCAAUGGUGGAGAUAAUUUGUCAGCAUCAAGCCUCUGAAGCAUCUGACAUACCUUAUAAUCCCAAAGUUGUUAGAAAACACUGAUGACUAAUACUAGGUCACAAGGCAUGGAAAAUGGUGCUGCUGUCACUUCCAACUUGACAGGAACACAGCAGGAUGUAGAUCUAUCACACUUCCUUCUAAUUGAGAAGAGUUCCCGGCAUGCUGAAUUGCAAUAUAUUCACUUACUUGCUGCUGGCUCAUGAGUCAUGACUUGGUUUCAGGAUGGGAUAUGGCUACUUACAUUGAGGCAAUUGAUUCCCAAUUCUUCUUGCUAAAAGGUAGCAUUUUGGACUUGUUAGUGAGUUCAACCGAAGUUUUGACCUGAAGUUUGCAUUCUGAGUCUGAUUCUCCUCCCUGUAACCUGUGGUUUAAGGUUCAACCUGAAGUCAUCGUAGUAAAUUCAAUCAAAGAUUUGAGCUGAAGUUAUCCUAUUAAGAAUUGCUUUGAAUCUCUAUUGUUUAUGAUACAUUCUAUAAUUAGGCUAUUAGGCUGUAUUUUAGUGAUUUGGU